AUGUCCGACUCCUCAGCGCCCAGUUCUCCAGGAAUCAUUCAUGAAUUCCCAAGAGAUCGGAUUCAAGAACACAUCAACGGUAGUGCUCGCGCGAAUUUGCAGCCCAUGUACAUCCCGCCACAGUACCUGCCCGGGGGUAAACGGGCACUCUCUGGGGUUUCCAUUCGUGCCUUUGCGUUGGGCAUUGCAUUGGGCAUUUCUACGAUCCUCACAGUGGAGCUGGUGUACUGGGGCAAUGGACUUUGGAGGGCACCAUGCUUUGUUGCAACACUGGCACUGUUUCACUACCUCGAAUUCGACAUGACGGCAAGAUACAAUCCACCGGAUGCCUCAAUCUCAUCCUUCCUCUUGCUGUCGAAUGGCAUGGGAUAUGCCGCCGCCCACACCUCGGCCAUGCUUGAAUUACUGAUUAGGUACUGGCUAUACUCUGACUACGCGCCAAUAUGGCUGAGGCUGCCAUUCCAUAUCCCCAGGAUCUUUCCAUCACUUCCAUCCUCCAUAACAGUUGGGCUGGGCGGCGCUUUGAUCGUCGUGGGACAGCUUGUCAGGAGUGCCGCAAUGCGACAGGCAAAGACAAACUUCAACCAUGUUGUGCAGUGGACGAAGAGAGCAGACCACGUCCUGGUGACGGACGGGGUCUACGCCUUCUCAAGACAUCCAUCCUAUUUCGGAUUCUUCUGGUGGGGUCUGGGAACACAGGUGCUGCUGGGGAAUCGCAUUUGUCUGGUAAUAUACGCUGUGGUGUUGUGGAAGUUCUUCCACCACCGCAUCAUUCAUGAAGAAAGGCAUCUUGUUUCUUUCUUUGGUGAAGACUACACUGAAUAUCGCAAACGCGUCCCUGUCCGCAUUCCAUUCAUUCGUUGA
Molecule: messenger RNA, 864 nt
Organism: Fonsecaea multimorphosa CBS 102226
Lineage: Eukaryota; Fungi; Ascomycota; Eurotiomycetes; Chaetothyriales; Herpotrichiellaceae
Exons: 2
Coding region: 1-864 (287 amino acids)
Biological process (GO): C-terminal protein methylation
Cellular component (GO): endoplasmic reticulum; membrane
Molecular function (GO): protein C-terminal S-isoprenylcysteine carboxyl O-methyltransferase activity
Source: RefSeq, a predicted model, not a curated record